CAUUUCAUCGUUGAAAAAGUAAGGUUUAGCAAGUGAUUUACAAGAACGGAAAUACAUUAGAGGAACUACGUCGUUCCGAUGCUCGUGCCAUCGUGCGUGGGAAAAUCAAAAGCUUAAACAUUGCAAAUGAGAGAUGGAAGACGAGCUAAUCGUUCCUUGCUCUUCCCUUGCUGUUGAUUCCUUCAUCAGAUUCACAACGGCAGGUGGACUCUGGGGAUUUUGUUCAGCCCCAUAUGAUGCUCGUAAAAGAGGUUUAACUGGUAUUGCUCAAGCUUCGUUUGUGGCAAAAUCUGUCGGAAAAUUCGGAUUCCAAUGCGGACUUGUUGCCGGUGUAUUCUCCACCACUCGCUGUGGCCUUCAGAGAUACCGGAAGCAGAACGACCAGAUAAACACUUUAAUUGCGGGUGCUGUUGCUGCGAGGACCAGGAGCUGGAAAAAUGUGAUUGCGGUGGCAUGCCUUGUUUCAGCCUUCAGUGUUGCUGCUGAAGUUUCCAGAACAAAUUGAAAAUCUAGUCGCUUAAUCUAUGUCGAUCAGUGGUAAUCAGAGAGUAACCAAAGGAGUUCGGCAUUUGUAAGAGUAAACCUCAUAUGUAAUAUAGAUUUGAAUUGGGAAAUAAAUGCACAAGGUAGUCACUAUUGCUGCAAACACAAGCUAUUGCAUUUAUAAAAAUAGGGUUAAAUGUUAUUGAUUA
Hibiscus syriacus is the source of this 692-nucleotide messenger RNA. RefSeq names its product outer envelope pore protein 16-4, chloroplastic-like. Gene Ontology annotation, molecular function: transmembrane protein transporter activity. Gene Ontology annotation, biological process: protein insertion into mitochondrial inner membrane. Gene Ontology annotation, cellular component: TIM22 mitochondrial import inner membrane insertion complex. Bases 134 to 505 code for a protein of 123 amino acids. The record is from RefSeq and is a predicted model, not a curated record. Lineage: Eukaryota; Viridiplantae; Streptophyta; Magnoliopsida; Malvales; Malvaceae. The transcript is spliced from 6 exons.